CUACGGAGGAGCAGUGCGCAUCGCACCAGGGUUCGUGAAGGAAAGGAGGCGCCAAGGAAAAGUAGCAGUGGGAAUUCGGUCCGUUUUGUGAGGGGGCGGUCGCAUGUAGCGUAAAUUUUGGUCUAAGGCUUUUGAAAAUGCCUAUUUCCCUGCAGUAACAAACGACAACGAUAUAGGCUAUAGAAACUUACUGAAUAAGAGACGGAGCACAUAUUAGACUGCGAGCAACAGAACCACGCACAUCCUUGAUCCUUCCGUUUUGGAUUUAAACUACAGGCAAAUUAAAUUGCUUGACGGAUAUCACAAUAUUUUAAAGCUAUAUGAGGGAACAAACCAAACGAUACUGUAUCGACAUGUGUCGGGGGACAAUGAAUACAACCGAAGAAUACGGCAUCAAAGUGUUCCGAGCCGCACCAUGAAGACCCAGAAGGCUGGGGAUCCCGGGGGCCAGACACCAAGCUCUCCUUCCCCACGCCAACGGAUGGCUGGUUUCAGCCUGCGGGGUCGGAAGAAGGACGGCCUGAUCCGCGGCGAGCUGCGCAUCCACUCCAUGCCAGGAGCCUUCCUGGUGCUGGGGGUCAUCGUGGUGGUGGUGGGCACGGCCCUGGCAGUGGCUGGGUACUGGCCCUACCGGACCCAGCGUUCCCAGCUGCUAGGAGUUGGACAACAAGGCUCUGGUUCUGUAGACGGGGCAGGAGGAGUUAGAGGUGGGGGUGUCUCUGAACCCCAGUCAUCCGGUUGGAACCUGGGGGCUAAGAGCCUCCUGACCACGGCCAGUCUGAUCCACAGUGAGCGGAUGAAGCUCCUGGGACCAGUCAUCAUGGGCGUGGGGCUGUUCAUCCUCAUCUGUGCCAACACGGUGCUGUACGAGAACCGCGACAGAGAGACCCAGAUGCUGCUGGCCCAGAUGCGAAGCGUCAUCUGUUCGGUGUCGGCGGCCGUGCCCUCGGCCGACCUCUCAGACAUGUCAGCAGCCAACUCCAUGGCCAGACACUACCAGUGGGUGAGCAGUCUGCCUGCCACCCACCUUAACAUCCUCUAUCUGCAGCAGCUGGCCAGCUCAGAGCCCCUGCUGCAGACAACCAGAGACAGCAGAGAGGAGGAGGAGAGGGCAACUGACUGUAUGUACCAGCAGGCCACCGUACAGACGGAGGCUCUACACCACCAGGACUCAGCCUCGACCCCUUCCCUCCACUCCUCCCACUCCAACUCAUGUGACUCCAGCAAGAUGGGCUUCAACACGGGGAGGGACGGUGGUGGUGGUGGGCCAAGAGUAGGGGGCUUCAGCCCGGACCCCCAGCCCGCUCACCUCUUUAAGCUCAACAACUGUCUGGUGUCAGCCAGCUCCCUGUCCACUCUGGGAGGGGACGACUGGGAGAGGUCGGAGGUCACAGCCACGCUGCCCAGGCGCUCCCACAGUCUGAGCUACAGGACUAACCCAGGCCCUCAUGGGCCCCAGACUGUAAAAUGCCAACAGGAAGGGGCCAUACGACCCUGGGGACCUGGGGCAGACCCAGAGGGAGUGCGGAGUGAGCCCAGCUCAGACGUGUAUGUGAACAUGGUUGGGUGUGGAGGUGUGGAGCCCCCGGAGCUCACCCCCGUAGAGGAGCAGAGGCACCGCAGCUGGCCCCGGUUAGACCUGGGCUGUGCCCGCAGGUACCUGAAGCUGGACAAUAAGGAGGACUCGGUGGACAGACUACUAGACCAGUUGGAGCAGCAGUGUUCUCAGUGGGAUAACAGUUUCGGCUCAGGGCCUUUCCAGUGAGAGCCAG
Molecule: messenger RNA, 1772 nt
Organism: Oncorhynchus keta (chum salmon)
Lineage: Eukaryota; Metazoa; Chordata; Actinopteri; Salmoniformes; Salmonidae
Product: transmembrane protein 200A
Exons: 2
Coding region: 416-1765 (449 amino acids)
Source: RefSeq, a predicted model, not a curated record